AUGGAAGGGCAGAACCGGGUCGCGGUCGCAUUUGUGUAGCGCACUCACAAUUUCUGGCUGCUCGCGAUGGCCGCUCAAGCCAUGCACGCGACGCAGAUGCGAGCUGCCGUUGUGCCGUCUUUGAGCAAUGUGCAGUGCCCGACGAGAACCUCCAGUGCUGCCUGUCUUUUGAGGUCCUCAGGAAGCUUGCGCGUGGAGAAUGCCGGGCAUCAGCUGAGGAUUAGUUCUAAGCAGAGCAGCAAGCAGGGGAAGGCGGCGGCGGCUCGGGGUUGCAGAGCGGCGGUGUCGGACUUCGCUGCGGUGCAGCAGCAGGAAGCCAAGCAGGUAGCAUCGCAGAUUUCUGCCUUUUCUGUCCGAGAGGAUGGCUACAUGUACUGCGAGGACGUGCGGGUGCAGGACAUCAUGGACAACGAGGUCGAGGAGGUGCGGCCGUUCUAUUUGUACAGCAAGAGGCAGCUGCGGAGGAACUACGAGGCUUACCAGGAGGCGUUGAAGGGAUUGAACUCCAUUAUUGGAUACGCCGUGAAAGCCAACAACAAUUUGAAAAUCAUGCGGUGCUUGCGGGAGCUCGGAAGCGGUGCUGUGCUCGUGAGUGGCACCGAGUUGCGUCUUGCGGUGGAGCAUACCGGCUUCGAUCCCGCCAGGUGUGUUUUCAAUGGGAAUGGGAAGCUCUUGGAGGAGUUGGAACUCGCGGCUCAGUAUGGUGUGCUUAUCAACGUGGAUAGUGAAUUCGACCUGGCACAAAUUAUCGAGGCCAGUAGGAACACUGGAAAAAGAAUUAAGGUGUUGCUGCGCAUCAAUCCUGACGUUGAUCCCCAGGUGCAUCCGUACGUUGCAACCGGUAACAAGAAUUCGAAAUUUGGAAUUCGCAAUGAGAAGUUGGGGUGGUUUCUGGAGGAAGUGAAGAAGCACUCUGAGAAUCUUGAGUUAGUGGGAGUGCAUUGUCAUCUUGGGUCAACCAUUACGAAGGUUGAUGUGUUUCGAGAUGCAGCAGUUGUGAUGGUUGAUUUUGUGAAAAAAAUUCGUGGCGAGAACUUCACAAUUAAGUACUUGAAUAUUGGAGGUGGCCUUGGCAUUGACUACUACCACAAAGGCGCCAUCCUACCCACUCCGACGGAUCUCAUUGACACAGUUCGUGACCUGGUGACAAAAGAAGGUUUAACGCUUAUCAUUGAGCCUGGGAGGUCUCUAGUUGCCAACACCUCGGCGUUCGUGAGCCAUGUGACUGGUGUGAAGACGAAUGGAACGAAGGACUUUAUUGUCAUUGAUGGAAGCAUGUCAGAGCUGAUCAGGCCUAGUCUGUACGGUGCCUAUCAACAUAUAGAAUUUGUCGCUCCCCCCGCUGAGGGCGCAGAAGUGAAGACUUUUGAUGUCGUCGGGCCUGUUUGUGAAUCUGCGGACUUCUUGGGCAAGGAGCGUGAAUUACCUACACCGAAACGUGGAGAUGGGAUCGUCGUGCAUGAUGCAGGUGCAUACUGUAUGGCAAUGGCUUCAACAUAUAACUUGAGGAUGAGACCUCCUGAAUACUGGGUGGCAGACGAUGGUAAGACUGUAGAGAAGAUUAGGCACGCUGAGCAAUUGGAUGACCACAUCCGCUAUUUUGAAGGCCUGUGAGUGGAUUGCAUGCUUGGCGCAGUUCAAGCCAGGCAGUUCAGAAUAUUUGUUUCACCUCCUAUCCUUAAUCUCAAAUGAUGAGGCACACCUCUUACAAUUUGUGCAGCCUAAGUUUCUUCA
Molecule: messenger RNA, 1734 nt
Organism: Physcomitrium patens
Lineage: Eukaryota; Viridiplantae; Streptophyta; Bryopsida; Funariales; Funariaceae
Product: diaminopimelate decarboxylase 1, chloroplastic
Cellular component (GO): chloroplast
Molecular function (GO): diaminopimelate decarboxylase activity
Source: RefSeq, a predicted model, not a curated record